Molecule: messenger RNA, 511 nt
Organism: Solanum verrucosum
Lineage: Eukaryota; Viridiplantae; Streptophyta; Magnoliopsida; Solanales; Solanaceae
Exons: 2
Coding region: 36-290 (84 amino acids)
Source: RefSeq, a predicted model, not a curated record
CAAAUUUCUUCCAUGUUUUGCAGGACUUUGGUGAAAUGAUUCGAACUAAAACUUUAGUUCCUGGGAUAAGCAAAUUCAAAAACAUAUUUCCAUCUGGAAGUAGAAUUGUUGGAACAAUGACCCCUAAGAAGCAAGCAAAUGAUGAUGCUGGAGAAGCCCAGAUGAAGGCGGAGAACAUUGAACCCCUCGUUGCUUUUAGCAGGCCGCCUCCGGUCCCUCCUUUCCUUGGACCUCUAGUUGCUCUUUCAUUGCUUGAAUCAUGGUCAACACGAGAUAGCAACGAUGAUUGAUAGCUGAUAUAGUUAAUGGCUUAUGCCUUCUGCCAAUAGAAGUAAGAAAAAUUUUAAGGUUUUACUGUGCUUGUAAUGAAUGUGAAGUCUUGUCUUGUCUUCUACCGUCUAUAUGUAUGUAGGAAAAGUGAAGUCUUGAAUGUUGUCCGAUGUCAUGAGUGUCAAACUGUGUACAUGUUCUACUCAUGGAAUUUCUUUAUAAUGAACAUGAAUAUUGUGUA